Molecule: messenger RNA, 1119 nt
Organism: Chinchilla lanigera (long-tailed chinchilla)
Lineage: Eukaryota; Metazoa; Chordata; Mammalia; Rodentia; Chinchillidae
Gene: Rpl5
Product: ribosomal protein L5
Exons: 8
Coding region: 107-1000 (297 amino acids)
Biological process (GO): ribosomal large subunit assembly; translation
Cellular component (GO): cytosolic large ribosomal subunit; ribosome
Molecular function (GO): 5S rRNA binding; structural constituent of ribosome
Source: RefSeq, a predicted model, not a curated record
CGCUACAUACUGCGCCUGCGCACGAGUCCCGGCCUUUUUCCCCCUGUAGUGCUGCCGGGCCUGCAGGUCUGUGUAGAGCCGCGGAAGCGGGUCUCUCUUACACAGGAUGGGUUUUGUUAAAGUUGUCAAGAAUAAGGCCUACUUUAAGAGAUACCAAGUGAAGUUUAGAAGAAGACGAGAGGGCAAAACUGAUUACUAUGCCCGGAAACGCUUGGUGAUCCAGGACAAAAAUAAGUACAACACACCUAAAUACAGGAUGAUAGUUCGUGUCACUAACAGAGAUAUCAUUUGUCAGAUUGCUUAUGCCCGUAUCGAAGGGGAUAUGAUAGUCUGUGCAGCAUACGCACAUGAACUACCAAAGUACGGUGUGAAAGUUGGCCUAACAAAUUAUGCUGCAGCAUAUUGUACUGGCCUGCUGCUGGCCCGCAGGCUUCUCAAUAGGUUUGGCAUGGAUAAGAUCUAUGAAGGCCAGGUGGAGGUGACUGGAGAUGAAUACAAUGUGGAGAGCAUUGACGGUAAACCUGGUGCCUUCACCUGCUAUUUGGAUGCAGGCCUUGCCAGAACUACAACUGGCAAUAAAGUUUUUGGAGCCCUAAAGGGUGCUGUGGAUGGAGGCCUGUCUAUCCCUCACAGUACCAAACGAUUCCCUGGUUAUGAUUCUGAAAGCAAGGAGUUCAAUGCAGAAGUACAUCGGAAGCACAUCAUGGGUCAGAAUGUCGCGGAUUACAUGCGUUACCUAAUGGAAGAAGAUGAAGAUGCUUACAAGAAACAGUUCUCUCAGUACAUAAAGAACAAUGUAACUCCAGACAUGAUGGAGGAGAUGUAUAAAAAAGCUCAUGCUGCUAUACGAGAGAAUCCAGUCUAUGAAAAGAAGCCGAAGAGAGAAGUUAAAAAGAAGAGGUGGAACCGUCCCAAAAUGUCCCUUGCCCAGAAGAAAGAUCGGGUAGCUCAAAAGAAGGCAAGCUUCCUCAGAGCUCAGGAGCGGGCUGCCGAGAGUUAAACCAAAUUUCUAUGAAGAUUUUUCAGAUAAAGACCAAUAAACUUAUUCAUCAAGCAGCUGCUUUUGUAUUAAGCUCUUGUUAUAAGAGUCUAGGGAAUAAACUGAAGCAAAGGAGUUGA